Molecule: messenger RNA, 1420 nt
Organism: Papaver somniferum (opium poppy)
Lineage: Eukaryota; Viridiplantae; Streptophyta; Magnoliopsida; Ranunculales; Papaveraceae
Product: protein SLOW GREEN 1, chloroplastic-like
Exons: 2
Coding region: 364-1356 (330 amino acids)
Molecular function (GO): protein binding
Source: RefSeq, a predicted model, not a curated record
UGAGGUUUGUCAAAGAUGAUGAAAUGAUUUCAAUUGAAAGAAGAAGAAAAAAAAAAGGAAGGAAUUAUGAUUUAUGAAGGAGAAGAAGUUUAGAAAACAAGAAGAUGAGUAAUUUUUUGUUUUUAGAUUUUUAUAUUUUAAAUAGAGGAUAAUUUAGGCAUUUGUUACUAUAUCAAGACACCGCAUGACCAUUUUUUUAGUUACUAGGAAUUCAAGUGAAACCCCUCCUCGAUCGUAGGUUUCUUUUUGAAGUCAUCUCGGUCAUUUACCGAAAGUCUGCAACUUCAGUUCAGACUCUCUCUCUCUCUCUCACGCACUCAACAACCCAAAACCCUAUCCCAAACCCCAAACAGACCGUUUCCAAUGGAUUCUUUAAUCAGAGCCGGAACUCAUAUUCAUGGAGUUACAUUAUCUCCAUCUCCAAAUUCGAUUAAAAAACAACCUUGUUAUUCGAAUCUUCAUUUUCCCUCAAAUUCACGUCCUAACAAGUUCAGUAUUAGGGUUUCAUCUUCGCAGAAUAAUGCUGCCGAAGGUGAAAGAAACCCUAUAAUCAGAAAGAUAAAGAGUACAGCUGGAACCAUCAUCUUAUCAGCAGCGACUGCAUUGAUGAUUGGGAAGUUAUCUACCCUACCUGCAAGAGCAGAAUCUCCCAUACCCGUUGUUGAAGAAUUAAAAGAAGAAACCCAAAGUCAAGAACUGGAGAUAACAACUGAGUCGAAGUUACCUCAGUUUCUUGAAUCUAGUCCAGAAGCAAUCAAUGCCCUUAAAUCUGUAGUUGAACAAAAAUUAGAUAUAGGUGAGGAUGAGGAAGCUUUAGCAAUUUUGAAACGCAUAGUUGAAGCUCAACCAAAAGAAGUUCAAUGGAAAUUUAUGAUGGCUAGAGUAUUGAAUGAAUUAGGUCGAAUUGCGGAGUCACAAGUGGUUUUCGAUGAGAUUUUGAGGGAAGAUCCUCUCUGCUAUGAAGCUCUUUUACAGAAUUCUUUAUUGAUGGAUCAAAACGGAGAAGGAGAAGCUGCGGUUCAUCGUCUUGAAGCUGCCCUGGAACUUGCUUUAGAAGAAGACAAGCAGGAAUCAGCUCGUGAAAUCAGGCUUAUUAUGGCUCAACUUCAGUUUCUUCAGCGGAAAGUGGUGAAUGCAUUGAAUAGUUAUAAGGUGUUAGCGAAUGAGGAUCCAUCUGAUUACAGGCCGUUCUUCUGCUUAGGUUGUAUCUAUACCUUGCUUGAGCUGAAUGACGAAGCCAAAGCGCAAUUUGCAAAAUGUCAUGAACUUAAACCAGAAAAAUUUGAGGUUAAAGGAUAUGUGCAGUCACCAGUUUCGAGGUCGAAGUUAUUUUCAGUAAGUUCGGAUGUUUCUUGAGCUCGUUAUUGCUACCAGCACUUUGGAAUCAUGAAUAAUGAGUGAGGUGACUGCAUAGCUUGGA